CAGACCAGCGCAAAUCAAGGUUAGGGCACGUGUCGCUUGGAGAGAGAUAGUCAUAACUACGCACAGUCAUAACUUGUGCGACAGCCAAGACUAAACAUGAAGCUGUGUGUGUUUUUUCUCGUGUUUUGCCUUGUAUUGAUAACGGUUUUGGCUACCGAGGAAGAUAACAAGGAGUCUAAAGAAGAAAAAUCGACGGAUGUGGAGAAAAAAGAGGAAGAGGAAGAUGGCAAAGUAGAAGUCGUCGAGGAGAAAGCUGCCGAGGAGGUGAAAGUCACUAAGUCAAAAGGCAAGAAGAAAAAGAGCAAGAAACCUAAGAAAGGAAAAAAGAAGAAGAUAGUUAAAGUUAUAGAAGAAGAGGAAGAUGAAGAAGAGGAGGAAGACCCUAAUGCCAAGAUUGAAGUAGAAGAAACGUUCGUGCCGUCGGAUUGCGAGAACAAAACGAAAGUCGGCGACCACGUCGUCGUGCAUUAUACCGGUUGGAUGCAGGACGGAUCUCUUUUCGACACGACUCGGGACCACAGAAAGGGGUAUCAACCUUUCGAGUUCACCAUCGGCGGAGGGACAGUCAUCAAGGGGUUCGAGCAGGGUGUGACGGGCAUGUGUGUGGGUCAAAAGAGGAAAAUAGUAAUUCCUCCAGCCCUUGCUUACGGCAAGAAGGGCUCCGGCGAUGUACCAGGUAACCUCGACCUCACGAACACGACCCUGACGUACAACCUUGAGCUGUUCGAUGUGCGCAAACCGCCCCCUCACUCAGAUAUGUUCUCCCACAUGGAUGAGAACGGCGACCGCAAGCUAUCACGUGAGGAGGUCUCCGCAUACAUGCGCAAACAGGCCGAGGCGCAGUUCGCCCCUACUUACGACCAGCGCUGGCAGCACCACCAUGAGCGCAUGGUGGAUAACGUGUUCGAAUACGAGGACCACGAUGAAGAUGGACACAUUUCGCACGAGGAGUUCAGUGGGCCGAAAAUACAGGGGAUGCACCACGAUGAGUUUUAAUAAGGCCCCCAGGUCCUCAUACUCUACGGGGGCCCUGUGUUUUAUACCACAGGGAAACCAGAUAAGAAUUAAUGGAUUUUUUAAAUUAAAGAGUGGGAAACAGCAUGGGUCGGGGGAGCAGAAUAAAGGAGUCGCCAUUCGCAGGCGAAAGCCAAAUGUAUUAUAAUAUAGUGCAUCUAAAUUUCCAAUGAAUCAUGUUCAGCGACCAAGCUCUUUCUCUCUUCCACUGCAAAGGCCACGCCAGCAGGAAAAUAUCCGAAAAGAUUUCAAACAAAUUGAUACAAUAUAUUGAAAUUACCUUAUUAUAAUAUUAAAACUAUUACGCAAAAAGAUGUCACAAAUCACGAUGACCUCGAAAUAAAGUUUUUAUUAUGUU
Molecule: messenger RNA, 1372 nt
Organism: Nematostella vectensis (starlet sea anemone)
Lineage: Eukaryota; Metazoa; Cnidaria; Anthozoa; Actiniaria; Edwardsiidae
Product: peptidyl-prolyl cis-trans isomerase FKBP14
Exons: 3
Coding region: 97-996 (299 amino acids)
Molecular function (GO): peptidyl-prolyl cis-trans isomerase activity; calcium ion binding
Source: RefSeq, a predicted model, not a curated record